Peromyscus eremicus (cactus mouse) is the source of this 2416-nucleotide messenger RNA. RefSeq names its product protein phosphatase 2 regulatory subunit Bgamma (gene Ppp2r2c). Bases 1 to 1299 code for a protein of 432 amino acids. Gene Ontology annotation, cellular component: cytosol; protein phosphatase type 2A complex. Gene Ontology annotation, biological process: peptidyl-serine dephosphorylation. The transcript has 8 exons. Gene Ontology annotation, molecular function: protein binding; protein phosphatase regulator activity. Lineage: Eukaryota; Metazoa; Chordata; Mammalia; Rodentia; Cricetidae. The record is from RefSeq and is a predicted model, not a curated record.
AUGCCUUCUGUCUUGCUUCUUCAAGCUGACAUCAUCUCCACUGUCGAGUUCAACCACACUGGGGAACUGCUGGCCACAGGUGACAAGGGUGGCCGUGUGGUUAUCUUCCAGCGGGAACCAGAGAGUAAGAACGCACCUCACAGCCAGGGUGAGUACGAUGUGUACAGCACCUUCCAGAGCCAUGAGCCGGAGUUUGACUACCUGAAGAGCCUGGAGAUAGAGGAGAAAAUCAACAAGAUCAAAUGGCUCCCACAGCAGAACGCCGCACACUCGCUGCUGUCCACCAAUGAUAAAACUAUUAAGUUAUGGAAGAUCACCGAACGAGACAAGAGGCCAGAGGGCUACAACCUGAAGGAUGAGGAGGGGAAGCUGAAAGACCUGUCCACAGUGACGUCACUGCAGGUGCCUGUGCUGAAGCCCAUGGACCUGAUGGUGGAGGUGAGCCCGAGGAGAAUCUUCGCCAAUGGCCACACCUACCACAUCAACUCCAUCUCAGUCAACAGUGACUGUGAGACAUACAUGUCGGCGGAUGACCUACGCAUCAACCUCUGGCAUCUGGCCAUCACUGAUCGGAGCUUCAAUAUCGUAGACAUCAAGCCAGCCAACAUGGAAGACCUCACAGAAGUGAUCACAGCAUCUGAGUUCCAUCCUCACCACUGCAACCUCUUUGUCUACAGCAGCAGCAAGGGGUCCCUGCGGCUCUGUGACAUGCGGGCAGCUGCCCUGUGCGACAAGCACUCUAAGCUCUUUGAAGAGCCCGAGGACCCCAGCAACCGCUCCUUCUUCUCAGAGAUCAUCUCCUCGGUGUCCGACGUGAAGUUCAGCCACAGUGGGCGCUACAUGCUCACGAGGGAUUACCUCACGGUCAAGGUCUGGGACCUGAACAUGGAGGCGAGGCCCAUAGAGACCUACCAGGUCCAUGACUACCUGCGGAGUAAGCUCUGUUCCCUGUAUGAGAGUGACUGCAUCUUUGACAAGUUUGAGUGUGCCUGGAACGGGAGCGACAGCGUCAUCAUGACAGGGGCCUACAACAACUUCUUCCGCAUGUUCGACCGCAACACCAAGCGGGAUGUGACGCUGGAGGCCUCUAGGGAGAGCAGCAAACCCAGGGCAGUGCUCAAGCCCCGGCGCGUGUGUGUGGGCGGCAAGCGGCGGCGUGAUGACAUCAGUGUGGACAGCUUGGACUUCACCAAGAAGAUUCUGCACACAGCCUGGCACCCAGCCGAGAAUAUCAUCGCCAUUGCGGCCACCAACAACCUGUACAUCUUCCAGGAUAAGGUCAAUUCUGACAUGCACUAGCUGGUCUCAGUGGCCCUCCCGGCCACCUCUGUAGGAGGAUGAGCGUGGUGGCCCUCAGGGGACAGGAGUCCCUAGGCUGGAGUUGCCUUGGAUGGUAAUUGCCAGUUUAAACAAAGGAAAGGGAAGAGCAUCAGUCACAGGUGAUAAAAUGGAUGUGCCUGGUGGGCCUCGGUCCAGGGUUCCUUUGUUUACGGUCCUUCUGCCUCAGGCUGGGCCUUUGUUUAUUAUCAGGACUUCAUUCCUGUCCAGGGUGAUUUUUACUGCAGUGGAUCAGUUGCUAUCAGGGAAAGUUAAGCUGGUCCCUGAUGGGGCUCCAGAGAAAGAGUGUAGCUCGCAGCCGGUCAAGAUCUGUGGCUCCCGCAGGGAGCCAGCCACGUGCUCCGGCUCAGAGCUGCUGGCUCCUGUUGGAUUUUGGACAGUGCAUUUUCAUUGAGUGAUGGCAAUGCCAAUUCCUCACUGGGGUGUUGGGGAGGUCUUUCCGUAUCCUAGGUGCCAGGCCAGGGCAGGUCCUGAGAGGCAGAGCUGAAGUCCUCGGGUUAAUCGUGAGGCAGGGCUAGGUUCCUUGGGUGGCUUUUCCAGGCUGGGGCAAGUCCUGAGAGGCAGGACUGGGGACCUGUGUGGCUGUAGGCCUCACCUCACUGCCGUCCGUUGUGAGUGCCCACUGCACGCUGGGCAUGGUGCUCAGUCCGUAGUGGCUGUGGAUGGAUCCCCACAGCCCACUCUGUGGUGGUUUUGCUGUCACUCUCCCACGCUAUCCGGUCAUCUUCCCACAGCUGACAGUGGGUCCUGUCCCUGACUGCAGAAUCCUCGAGCCCGUGAGGCAGGUGCCCACUCAUUUCCGUAAGUCCCAGGCUCUGCUGGAGCUGGGGUGUGGUUACCAUCCCCUUUGUACAUAGGAAGGAAACUAAAGUGGAGAAACGGGGUGCCUAAGGAGUCACAGCCCGAGGGCUGAGUUGGGGUUCCAUGCAGGUCUUUCCACCGGCUCUUUCCAACCCACCCCAUUGAUGACUGGUUUCUAAGCAGCAUCCCCAUGGAAGGUUCUGGAAGGGAAGUAUCUCCAUCUUGUGAUGUCAGAGCAGGUGCACUGGCGACAAGAUGACAUGAGAGAGAAGAUGGA